This is a messenger RNA of Frieseomelitta varia, 1296 nucleotides long. RefSeq names its product cytochrome c1, heme protein, mitochondrial (gene Cyt-c1). Bases 158 to 1090 code for a protein of 310 amino acids. Gene Ontology annotation, molecular function: electron transfer activity; heme binding. Gene Ontology annotation, biological process: mitochondrial electron transport, ubiquinol to cytochrome c. The transcript has 9 exons. The record is from RefSeq and is a predicted model, not a curated record. Lineage: Eukaryota; Metazoa; Arthropoda; Insecta; Hymenoptera; Apidae.
AAAAAUAUACAAAAUAGUAGCAAAUAUCUGUGAAUAAAUUGAAUCGUUCAAAAGUUGAUAUUAUUAUAUUGGUAUCCUUGAUUAAAGUCACUUUAGAUAUUAAAAAGUUGUAUAUUUAAUUGAUUAAAAAUCUUUGCACAUUGUACCUCUGGCCAACAUGGCGGCUUCAUUGGGUCGAGUUUGUAAAUUCGGUCUUUUGAAAUCGAAUUAUGGAACUUUAUUCAAUCAGCAGGUACAUAAUUUUUCAACUACAAACCAAUGGUCUAAAGGUAGAAAAGUGUUAUUAGCAUGUUUAGGAGUAACAGCUGGAGGUAUUAGUGCAUUAAUUUAUGCUUUGGAUCAAUCUGUGAAAGCUUCUGAUCAAGUAGCACAUCCACCAAACUAUAAAUGGGGUUUCUAUGGAAUAUUUAGUUCAUUGGAUCAUAGGAGUCUUCGACGAGGUUGGGAAGUAUACAAAAAUGUAUGUUCAGCUUGUCAUAGUUUGGACUUUUUAGCUUUUCGUCAUCUUGUGGGUGUUACACAUACUGAAGAAGAAGUAAAAGCUAUUGCAGCAGAAUAUCAGGUUCAAGAUGGUCCUGAUGAUACAGGAGCUUAUUAUAUGCGUCCUGGUAAAUUAUUUGAUACUAUACCAGCUCCAUAUCCAAAUGAAGAAGCUGCUAGAGCAGCAAAUAAUGGUGCCUAUCCACCAGAUUUAACAUACAUUAUUAAUGCAAGUGAAAAUGGAGAGAAUUAUGUAUUUUCAUUAUUAACUGGAUACUGUGAUCCACCAGCUGGUAUUACUUUAAGGGAAGGUCAAUAUUUUAAUCCUUACUUCGUUAAUGGAGCUCUUGGUAUGCCACAAAUUAUCUAUAAUGAAGUCAUAGAGUAUGCAGAUGGCACACCUGCAACUGCUUCUCAAGUAGCAAAAGAUGUAGUUGAAUUUCUUAUGUGGGCAUCGAAUGCUGAAUUUGAUGAAAGAAAGAAAAUGACUAUCAAGGUAAUAGGUUUUGGUCUGAUAUCGUUACCGCUAAUCAUAUAUUGGAAGAGAGUAAAAUGGACAACUGUGAAAAAUACUAAAUUACUUUUCACUCCGAAAUAUAAACGACAGUAAUACCUUAUACAUAAAGCUACAUUAGCUUAAUAAAAAUGAUCCGACGAUGUUAGAUUCCAAUAUUGGAAUGUAGUUUUAUACUUUGUUUGAAUGUUGCAAGAACAUAAUUGCACGCAUUUGAUAGACGUUUAUUUAAUACGUCGAUCAUCUUGUACAUAUUACUACAAUUAAUGUCAUCGUCAGAUUUAAAUAAAUUGUUAAACUUA